Messenger RNA from Ornithorhynchus anatinus (platypus), 2112 nucleotides. It is a transcript of the gene ADA2, whose product is annotated as adenosine deaminase 2. Bases 359 to 1951 code for a protein of 530 amino acids. Gene Ontology annotation, molecular function: adenosine deaminase activity. The record is from RefSeq and is a predicted model, not a curated record. Lineage: Eukaryota; Metazoa; Chordata; Mammalia; Monotremata; Ornithorhynchidae. The transcript has 11 exons. Gene Ontology annotation, biological process: adenosine catabolic process; inosine biosynthetic process.
GCGGGCGCCGAGGGCCGGUAGGAUGGGGAGUAAAUAACCCGAUCAAGGUCUCUCCGCGGCUAAAGUCCUCCCCGACCCCGCCGAGAGCCUCGGCCCGCUUCCUGCCGCCUCCGGCCUCGACGGGCCCGCCGGGACCCCCGAAGCCUCUGCGGCCGGCGGUCACCCUCCUCUGCGCCUCCGAGCCCGGGAGAGACAGAAGCAGCUGGAGAGAGAGAGAGAUAAAGACGGAGAGAGAUAAAGAGAGAGGAAGGACCUCCCGGGGGCUGCUGGGGUCUCGCUAGAGGUUUGGGAGGCCCCCAGGCUGUGGCCUUUUCUAAUUUUUUACGGCAACCACAGCCGGUGACCCGCGUCUCCCCAGAUGACUCCCGAGGGUCCACGGAGAGCGGCCCCGCUCCCCCACGUUCGACGGUCGGCCCUCCUCUUCCUGCUGCUGACGGCCGCCGCGGCGGCCGCCCCCCGCCCGGCCGCGUCCCGGGAGGCGAGACGGGACACCCGCAUGAGGGAAGAGGAGAACAGGCUGCGGGUCGGAGGGGCGCUGCCCCUCACGGCCCGCGAGGCCGAGGCCAACGAGAGGCUCGUGGCCAUCAAGGAGGCCGAGUGGGCCUGUUGGAGCGAGAACGCCGCGUUCCCGCCCAGCCUCCACUUCUUCCGGGCCAAGCGGUUCAUCGACGCCAGCCACGUGUUCCGGGUGUUGAAGGACAUGCCCAAAGGGGGCGCGCUGCACGUCCACAACCCGGCCAUCCGGACCGUCCAGUGGCUGCUCGAGGUCACCUACAGGCCGCACUGCUAUGCCUGCUUCACCCCGGCGGGCCACCUACGGUUCAGGUUUGCCCACCCGGGCCCACCGGCCCCUCCGACCGAAGCCUGUUCCGACUGGGUGCUGCUGGCCAGGUUCCGGGAGCAGCUGCAGAACGUCACGGAGUUUGACGAGGGCGUGCUGCGCAACAUGACGCUGGAGACGGAAGAGCCGGAGAAGGCGUACCCCGAUCAGGCCGUGGUCUGGGAGAGGUUCAACGGCAUCUUCCGCACGCUGUCGGGCCUGGUGCGCUACGCCCCCGUGUUCCGAGAAUAUUUCGCCGGGGCCCUGAAGGAAUUCUAUGACGACAACGUCCAGUACAUGGAGCUCAGGACAAUGCUGACCCCUAUCUACGAGCUGGACGGACAGGACCACGACGAAGAGUGGUUGUUGCAGAUCUACCAGAAUAUCACCCAGGAGUUCAUCGAGGAUCACCCCGACUUCAUCGGAUUCAAGAUCAUCGUAACGAAACAGCGGACUCACAGCGUAGAGAAGAUAAACGCGUCGCUUCAGAGCACCAUGGACCUCUGGGCCAAGUUUCCAGACCUCGUCGCGGGCUUCGACCUGGUGGGUCAGGAGGACAAAGGUCAAGCCCUGUGGGAGCUGAAGGACGUGUUGACCCCCCGGUCCUCCGGAGGCUUCACGCUGCCAUAUUUCUUCCACGCUGGCGAGACCAACUGGCACGGCACGGACGUGGACGAGAACCUCUUGGACGCGCUGCAUCUGAACACCAGCCGGAUCGGGCACGGGUUCGCGUUGGCCCGCCAUCCCGUGGCGCAGAAGGAGGCCCUGAGGCGGGACGUCCCCGUCGAAGUCUGCCCCAUCUCCAACCAGGUCCUGAAGCUCGUGUCCGACAUGAGGAACCACCCCGCGGCCUCUCUGAUGGCCGCCGGCCAGCCCAUGGUCAUCAGCUCCGACGACCCGGCCCUGUUCGGGGCCCGGGGCCUGUCCUACGACUUUUACGAGGCCUUCAUGGGCAUCGGCGGGGGGAGAGCCGACCUCAGGACCCUCAAACAGCUGGCGCUCAACUCCCUCAAGUACAGCGCCCUGCUGCCCGAGGAGAGAGCCAAUGCCCAGCGGCUGUGGCAGAAGAAAUGGGAUCAUUUCGUCGAGGUCUUGGCCAACGACACAGAGAUCCCCGACUGCCUCGACUGACCCUCCGUGGACCGGGGUCCCGUCCCCCCGGGCCGGACCCUGGCGCGGAAAGACCUCCGGCCUUCCUCGCGAAGCCCCUCGGCCCGGGGUUCGGCCCGAUGCCCUCAGGAGGGCAGAGAGGGGCGGGGGCGGGCCGCGCCGAAAUAUUCCUCCUCAUCGUG